UCGUUUUUUCCCCGUACAUUCCACACGAGUUUGUAGUUUGUACGCGAAGACUGUCAAGAGUGUGGAGCUCGCGACUGCAGCAGUUGGGCACGGGUGACGGAGCAAGCAGGACUUGUGCUUCUGCUUCGCGUUUUUGCUCCAUCUUUUCCAUUGACAAUCGUCAGCGCGUCCUCUUGUUCCUUCGACACAUAUACAGUGCGGGUCCAUUGUUUUUCCGCUGUGCUUUCUAGCUCCGAAACGAGUGCGGCGCGCAGUGAGAGAAGCCUAGAUUUUUUAGUUGACAGCAAGCUGGUCAAGAAGUGAGAAGAGAAGGUUCCCGCAUACGCUCGGGGCUGUGUGCUAUAUGUAUACUGCUGACACGAACGCAUACCUGCUACGCUAUGCCCCUUGGAGUAUGGCUAUUGAGACAGAGAGCCGAGCGUAACAAAUGAAUUCUCUCGGAGGAGGAGGAGGAGGAGGAUAAAAAAAAACCCAAGGAAAAAGAGUGAGAAACAUGAUUUAGCUGGUUUUCCAGUGAUCGCCAUCAAGUAAGAUGUUCCACAAGAAAAGUACCGAAUUCGUUAGCUUACUAACCGCCGCGGUGGUUACACUAUGUUUUUUCCGAGCGAUCGGCGCUCUAGAGGGACCGAACAUCUGCACGAGACAAGAGCCGUACACGGUGACGGUGAAGGUUUCGGAGCAGAAGCCUUACACCGAGAGGACCAAGACGUUCUGCUGGAGUUUCCCGCCCACGUGUUCCAAGUACAAAAUCGUCUUCAAAACCGUCUACAAGACUCAGACGUUUACCAAGCACAAGCCGGUGGAGGAGUGCUGCAAAGGCUACACGCAAACGAACAACGGCGAAAGGUGUAUCGCCGUGUGCUCGGAGCCGUGCCUUCACGGUAGCUGCGUCGCCCCGGACGUCUGCAAGUGCGAGCCCGGAUACGGAGGGCCGACCUGCGACAUCAAGUGUCCCUUCGCCAAGUGGGGCAAGGACUGCCAGGAGUCCUGCCAGUGCGAGAACGGCGCCAGCUGCGAUCCCUACGACGGCAAGUGCACGUGCUCGCGAGGCUGGACGGGCGAGUUUUGCAACGAGCGAUGCCCGGCCAACAGGUAUGGCCAGAAUUGCGCGGAAGAGUGUCGCUGUCUCAACGCCGGCAGCUGUCAUCACAUAUCCGGUGAAUGUCACUGCGCUCCCGGUUACACCGGCCCACUGUGCGGCGAGCUCUGUCCCGCCGGCAAGCACGGGGACGAUUGCAAAUCCGAGUGUCGAUGUCAGAACGGAGGAUCUUGCAGCCCGACGACCGGCGAAUGCUUCUGUACUCCGGGAUGGACGGGAUCGGUCUGCGCCAAUCGAUGUCCCGAGGGCUUCUGGGGCAAGAACUGCAGUGUGCCUUGCGAAUGCUACAACGGAGCUGGCUGCGACCACAUUACUGGGGAGUGUCGAUGCAAGCCCGGAUACCACGGAGACAGGUGUCUGAAGAGUUGCCCCGAGGGAACGUUCGGGCUGAACUGCCAGAGCAACUGCAGCUGCGUGAACGGAGCAUCCUGCUCCAACAUUGAUGGAUCUUGCAAAUGCACCGCUGGAUGGACCGGUAAAUACUGUAGCGAACGCAUCUGCGGUGACGGUCUCUAUGGUCCCGAGUGUUCGAAGGUAUGCGAGUGCGAGAGCGUAAAUACCGAGCUGUGCCAUCCGUGGAGCGGCGAGUGCACCUGCAAGCCCGGCUGGGCCGGUAAGACGUGCUCGCGCACGUGUCCGAUUUACACCUAUGGUCAGGACUGUCAGGGACGCUGCGAAUGCCAGAACAACGCUCAGUGCUCACCGGUCAACGGAAGCUGCAUCUGUGCAGCCGGCUAUCGCGGCGAACACUGUCACGAGCUCUGCCCACCCAACACCUUCGGCGAGGACUGCGCUCAACGAUGCAUGUGCCUCAACGGCGCGACCUGCUCGCCAGAGGACGGACACUGCAACUGCACUGCCGGCUGGGACGGCGUGCAAUGCGAGCGUCCCUGUGACGUAGGGUUUUACGGAGUUAGCUGUAGUGAGAAAUGCAAGUGCCUUAACAAUGCCGCCUGUAAUCCCCUAAAUGGAAAGUGCACCUGUUCACCGGGUUUCACGGGCGAGCUGUGCCAGAACCGUUGCGAGAAAGGAUUUUACGGUAAGGAUUGCUCACAGGUUUGCGAGUGUCACGACGACAACAGCAUCGACUGCGAUCCCAUUACCGGGCGGUGCCUUUGUAAACCAGAGUGGCGAGGAGUACGUUGCGAGACCAAGUGUCCCGCUGGUAUGUACGGAGAUGACUGCCUCAACGAGUGCAACUGCAAGAACAACAGCUCGUGCGACGCGAAUACCGGAAACUGCGUGUGCGCUCGAGGUUGGCAAGGAAGCGACUGCUCGCAGCCCUGCAGCAAGGGUUGGUAUGGCGUGGGCUGCAAGGAGAAGUGCCCAGAACAGAACCACGGCAAUAUGACGUGCGACCACGUGACUGGACAGUACGUCUGCCGACCUGGUUACCUAGGCAUGACGUGCGAGCAUCCGUGCCCACCGAACCGCUUCGGCCAGGACUGCGUGGAGCGCUGCGACUGUAAGAACGGUGCCGAAUGCCAUCACGUGACCGGAAUGUGCCAGUGUCUACCUGGCUGGCAAGGCAAACACUGUCAGAGUCGCUGCCCCGAGGGUACCUAUGGUGUCAACUGUACCCAGCACUGCAAGUGCCUCAACGGUGGCAAGUGUCGAGCUAAUGACGGACUUUGCAGAUGUGCGCCCGGCUGGACCGGUACUCGGUGCACCGAAAUCUGCCCCGAGGGAUACUACGGUGAUCACUGCAUGGAAGCGUGCGAGUGCAAGAACGACUUUUUCAGCUGUCAUGCUGCCAAAGGCUGCGUUUGUAAACACGGUUAUACAGGUCCGAAUUGCGACGAAGAGCUGUUCUCGCGUAAUAUCCAGCAGAAAAGCGAACCCGGCUACGGCAGUGUGAUAGGUGGUAUUUUCGCUGGUAUUAUGGGCAUAGCAAUUUUCUGUGCUGCCUGGAUGUAUCAUCGACGAAGAGUCGCUAAUCUUAAGAUGGAGAUUGCGCAAGUCCAGUAUAUAGCCGAACCUGUUACACCCCCAGACCGCAAUCAAUUCGACAAUCCUGUCUACUCGUAUCAAGGUGGAAAUUCGCGGACCGACGAUGGCACAGAUACUCUUCUUAACAACAUGCAAAUUAAAAAUAUCCUUACUAGAAAGAAUGUAAAUAACGAAAAAGCCAAGUUGGGAUACGGAUUCUCAACAGACGACGAAGACGAUAGUUGCAAAGGUGCUUAUGGUCUCCAAUACGAUCACACGGCCUCGAUGAAAAACAAAGACGCUGACCUAGGCAAUCCAAACAUGAAUGUGUAUCACAGUAUUGAAGAAAUGGACAAGCAAAAAUCUGAGCACGUUUAUGACGAGAUCAAGCAGAAUAACGCAGAUUUGGAGUAUGACCACCUUGAUUAUACUAGAGCACAGAGUGAUAGAAAACCACAUUACCAACGUAUGGCCAACAGCUUUGGUUCGACUUAUCGAGACUCGGUCAGUGGUCCAGGCCGAGCUUCAACGUCAACUUGUCCUGAUCCCGAGUUAGAAAUGUCAAAAGGAAAGAUUAAAAUUCAUUCAAAAGUAUCCUACGGAUAUGUUACGAGAUCACUGACGAUUUAAUAGAUAGAGAGCAAGAUAAAUGGAAAGAGGAGAACGAGAUAAAUCACUAUAUUAAAUUCUAAUAAUAUCAGUCAACCCACUGACUGUAAAAUGUUGCUCAACGAGUAAAUUCCAGCGGCAACUGCAAUUGGUUUAAAGAGCCACUCCGAUGUUACGAAGUUGAUUUGUAUGCCGGCAAGGUUUGACGAAAAUUGAUCAUAUAAAUAAUUUACCUAA
Messenger RNA from Nasonia vitripennis (jewel wasp), 3874 nucleotides. RefSeq names its product protein draper (gene drpr). The record is from RefSeq and is a predicted model, not a curated record. The transcript is spliced from 18 exons. Gene Ontology annotation, cellular component: membrane. The coding region runs from base 533 to 3658 and encodes 1041 amino acids. Gene Ontology annotation, molecular function: scavenger receptor activity; protein binding. NCBI's taxonomy places the organism in Eukaryota, Metazoa, Arthropoda, Insecta, Hymenoptera, Pteromalidae.